AUGGGAAAGCUGAUCAAGAACCAUUGGGCUCGCCUUAUCAUCCUGACAGCAGCAACACUCCAAUGCGCCGCGGGAGUCCACGGUUUCUUCUGGCCCAAAAUAUUUUGGGACUUCCUGACAAAGAACCUCGAUGGAGCCGUAAAGCCAGUUCCUGUCCUGCAGAUUCUCAAUGUGUUGUUCGGAAUCCUAUCUCUAGCCUGGGAAUGGCCGUUGAAACCCCUCGCUGGAACUGCGAUACAUCGCAGCAUUGAAAUACGAUUGUUGGUAUUUCCUAUCAGUACGCUAUGCGCAAUAUUGCUAUAUCAGGGAACCAAUUCCGCACUUUAUUACCUGAUUGGAAUGAUCGUGUAUUUUUGGGCAUAUAGUGAGGGAGAGGUUGUCUGCCCUGAGCCAUGGACAUUGCCCAGGAGAGUGAAACCUGGCCAGCCCAAAGUGUAA
Messenger RNA from Histoplasma capsulatum G186AR, 438 nucleotides. RefSeq lists its product as uncharacterized. Bases 1 to 438 code for a protein of 145 amino acids. The transcript is spliced from 3 exons. NCBI's taxonomy places the organism in Eukaryota, Fungi, Ascomycota, Eurotiomycetes, Onygenales, Ajellomycetaceae. The record is from RefSeq and is a predicted model, not a curated record.